This is a messenger RNA of Propithecus coquereli (Coquerel's sifaka), 3341 nucleotides long. It is a transcript of the gene NEMF, whose product is annotated as nuclear export mediator factor. Gene Ontology annotation, molecular function: tRNA binding; ribosomal large subunit binding. Gene Ontology annotation, biological process: rescue of stalled cytosolic ribosome; ribosome-associated ubiquitin-dependent protein catabolic process. The transcript has 30 exons. NCBI's taxonomy places the organism in Eukaryota, Metazoa, Chordata, Mammalia, Primates, Indriidae. The record is from RefSeq and is a predicted model, not a curated record. Gene Ontology annotation, cellular component: RQC complex. The coding region runs from base 74 to 3040 and encodes 988 amino acids.
GCCUGCGCGGAAGAGUAGCGGUGUCGAGUCAGGCAGUCAGAGAAAACUGCGGUGGCGACCCUCAAACCUAACCAUGAAGACCCGCUUUAGCACCAUUGACCUGCGCGCCGUGCUCGCAGAGCUGAAUGCUAGCUUGCUAGGAAUGAGAGUAAACAAUGUUUAUGAUGUGGAUAAUAAGACAUAUCUUAUUCGUCUUCAAAAACCAGAUUUUAAAGCUACACUUUUACUUGAAUCUGGCAUACGAAUUCAUACUACAGAAUUUGAGUGGCCUAAGAAUAUGAUGCCAUCUAGUUUUGCCAUGAAGGGGAACAUUGUUCUUACAGAUUAUGAGUACCUAAUUUUAAAUAUCCUAAGGUUUCGAACUGAUGAGGCAGAUGAUGUUAAAUUUGCUGUUCGUGAACGCUAUCCAGUUGAUCAUGCUAGAACUGCCGAACCUCUGCUUACUUUGGAGAGAUUGACUGAAAUAAUAGCAAAUGCACCUAAGGGCGAACUGCUAAAGAGAGUUCUUAACCCAUUACUUCCCUAUGGACCAGCUCUCAUCGAACACUGUCUUAUAGAAAAUGGAUUCUCUGGUAAUGUCAAAGUGGAUGAAAAACUUGAAAGUAAAGAUAUUGAAAAAGUACUUGUUUGUCUGCAGAAAGCAGAAGACUAUAUGAAAACAACAUCCAACUUCAAUGGGAAGGGAUAUAUCAUUCAGAAAAGAGAAAUAAAACCAAGCCUGGAAAUAGAUAAACCAGUUGAAGACAUACUCACGUAUGAGGAAUUUCAUCCUUUCUUAUUUUCUCAACAUUCACAAUGUCCAUAUAUAGAAUUUGAAUCAUUUGACAAGGCCGUGGAUGAAUUUUAUUCCAAGAUAGAAGGACAGAAAAUUGAUUUAAAAGCUUUACAACAGGAAAAACAAGCAUUGAAGAAAUUAGAUAAUGUCCGAAAGGAUCACGAAAACAGAUUAGAAGCUCUUCAACAGGCUCAGGAAAUAGACAAACUGAAAGGAGAACUCAUAGAAAUGAACCUACAAAUAGUUGACAGAGCCAUUCAGGUAGUUCGAAGUGCUUUAGCAAACCAGAUAGAUUGGACAGAAAUCGGGUUAAUUGUGAAAGAAGCCCAAGCCCAAGGAGACCCUGUUGCAAGUGCAAUCAAAGAAUUAAAACUACAAACGAAUCAUGUCACGAUGCUGCUAAGAAAUCCAUACUUGUUAUCAGAGGAGGAAGAUGACGAUGUUGAUGGUGACAUCAGUGUUGAGAAAAACGAAACCGAACCAUCAAAAGGGAAAAAGAAAAAGCAAAAGAAUAAACAGCUGCAGAAGCCUCAGAAAAAUAAGCCAUUACUUGUUGAUGUUGAUCUCAGCUUGUCAGCAUAUGCCAAUGCCAAAAAGUAUUAUGAUCACAAGAGAUAUGCUGCCAAGAAAACACAAAAGACUGUUGAAGCUGCUGAGAAGGCAUUCAAAUCAGCAGAAAAGAAAACAAAGCAGACAUUAAAAGAAGUUCAAACCGUUACCUCUAUUCAGAAAGCAAGAAAAGUAUAUUGGAUAGUCUGUACUUUGGUUAUUACAGGAGAGCCCAUCCCCCCACGGACCUUGACUGAAGCUGGCACAAUGGCACUUUGCUACAGUGCUGCUUGGGAUGCACGAGUAAUCACUAGUGCUUGGUGGGUGUACCAUCAUCAGGUGUCUAAAACAGCACCAACUGGAGAAUAUUUGACAACAGGAAGCUUCAUGAUAAGAGGCAAAAAGAAUUUUCUUCCUCCCUCAUAUCUAAUGAUGGGGUUUAGCUUCCUCUUUAAGGUAGAUGAGUCUUGUGUUUGGAGACAUCGGGGUGAACGAAAAGUCAGAGUGCAGGAUGAAGACAUGGAGACACUGGCAAGUUGCACAAGUGAACUCAUAUCAGAAGAAAUGGAACAACUAGACGGAGGUGACACUAGCAGUGAAGAAGAUAAAGAGGAAUUACAUGAAAUUCCUGUAGAAGUGGAACUCGUGACUCAGGUUAACCAAGAGGAUAUUACUGUUGAGAGUGGUGGAGAUGAACUAAAUGAGGAACUAAUUCAGGAAGAAAGCUCUGAAGAUGAAGGAGAAUCUGAAGAGGUUAUGAAAGGUCAGGAUCCUGUUGGUGAAAUGAAGGAUGAAGGGGAAGAGACAUUAAAUUAUCCUGAUACUACCAUUGACUUGUCCCACCUUCAAUCCCAAAGGUCCCUCCAGAAAUUGGCUUCAAAAGAGGAAUCUUCUAAUUCAAGUGACAGUAAAUCACAGAGCCGGAGGCAUUUGUCAGCCAAGGAAAGAAGGGAAAUGAAGAAGAAAAAGCUUCCAAGUGACUCAGGGGAUUUAGAAGUGAUAGAGGGAAAGGACAAAGAAAAAGAAAGUGCUGUACACAUUGAAACCCAUCAGAACACAAGCAAAAAUGUUCCAGCUGUGCAGCCAAUGAAGCGAGGACAAAAGAGUAAAAUGAAAAAAAUGAAGGAAAAAUACAAAGACCAGGAUGAAGAAGAGCGUGAACUUAUCAUGAAAUUGCUGGGGUCUGCAGGUUCAAACAAAGAAGAAAAAGGAAAGAAAGGGAAGAAAGGAAAAACAAAGGAUGAACCUGUGAAAAAACAGCCCCAGAAACCCAGAGGUGGGCCAAGGGUUUCUGACAGCAUUAAGAAAGAAACUCCAUCUCUUGAAGUUAUAACGCAUGAAUUACAAGAUUUAGCUGUAGAUGAUCCACAUGAUGACAAGGAAGAACAAGAUCUGGAUCAACAGGGAAAUGAGGAAAAUCUAUUUGACUCUUUGACAGGACAGCCACAUGCUGAAGAUAUACUACUGUUUGCUAUUCCAAUAUGUGCUCCUUACACCACCAUGACAAACUAUAAAUACAAAGUGAAACUUACUCCUGGAGUUCAGAAAAAGGGAAAAGCUGCAAAAACAGCCUUGAAUAGUUUCAUGCAUUCCAAAGAAGCAACAGCAAGAGAAAAAGACUUAUUCCGCAGUGUAAAGGACACAGAUUUAUCAAGAAACAUUCCUGGCAAAGUGAAAGUAUCUGCACCCAAUCUUCUGAAUGUAAAAAGGAAAUAGCUGAAAUGAAAUCCUAGAAUAUUUAAGAAGAGCCAAUUUUAUAGCCUUUUGGAAGUUCAAAGAUGAAAACGUCAUGUAACAGGACUUCCACAUUUAAAAAUGAACUAAACAUUGCCUUGCUAUAUUCGCCAAAAGGACUUAAUUCUUGUUUUUUCCAGUUUUAUAUAGAGGAAACACUGUCUAUGAUAGGAUUUCCUAAAAUAUUUGUGGACAGGUAAAUGCUAAUUAAUACAUCUGUAGUUAUUCUACAUUUUCUUGAAAUUUGGGAGGUUAAUACUUAGUACUCAUUUCACAAUGUAAA